Bubalus bubalis (water buffalo) is the source of this 1263-nucleotide messenger RNA. RefSeq names its product transmembrane and coiled-coil domains 1 (gene TMCO1). Bases 151 to 624 code for a protein of 157 amino acids. Gene Ontology annotation, biological process: endoplasmic reticulum calcium ion homeostasis. Gene Ontology annotation, cellular component: endoplasmic reticulum membrane; cytoplasm; endoplasmic reticulum. The transcript is spliced from 8 exons. The record is from RefSeq and is a predicted model, not a curated record. NCBI's taxonomy places the organism in Eukaryota, Metazoa, Chordata, Mammalia, Artiodactyla, Bovidae. Gene Ontology annotation, molecular function: calcium channel activity.
AGGAAGCGGAAGUGAGGCUUCCUGCCUGUCAGAGUCGGUGUGUUACUCCGCGGUCCUGAAAUCUAGGAAAAUCGUUUUCGCUCCGCUUUUCCUGGCUGUCAAGGACUUCCCCCGUGCAGGGUGGGAGUGCAGAGAGUGAACCGUCGCGAGAUGAGCACGAUGUUCGCAGACACGCUGCUCAUCGUUUUUAUCUCCGUGUGCACCGCUCUGCUUGCCGAGGGUAUAACUUGGGUCCUGGUUUACAGGACAGACAAGUACAAGAGACUGAAGGCAGAAGUGGAAAAACAGAGUAAAAAAUUGGAAAAGAAGAAGGAAACAAUAACAGAGUCAGCUGGUCGACAACAAAAAAAGAAAAUUGAGCGGCAAGAAGAGAAACUGAAGAAUAACAACAGAGAUCUGUCAAUGGUUCGAAUGAAAUCCAUGUUUGCAAUUGGCUUUUGUUUUACUGCCUUAAUGGGAAUGUUUAAUUCCAUAUUCGAUGGCAGAGUGGUGGCAAAGCUGCCUUUCACCCCCCUGUCCUACAUCCAGGGGCUGUCUCACCGAAACUUGCUCGGGGAUGACACCACAGACUGUUCCUUCAUCUUCCUGUAUAUUCUCUGUACCAUGUCAAUUCGACAGUGCUGAAAUGAUUGAAGAGGGGACAAAGUUGAGAAAUAGAGAACAUCCAGAAGAUUCUUGGCCUUGCCCCUUCGCGAGCUGCCACAAAGCAGGCAGGUGGAUUUCUUGGCCCUCCACCUCCUUCUGGGAAGUUCUCUUGAAAUCAAGAAGAACCCUAUAUUUCUGUCAUUCUUUUCAGAUAUUCAGAUCAGACCCAGCAACUAUUUUACAGCAAGAGCCAUAGGCAGCCUUAGCACUUGGGCUAAUUUCUAGAUUUGAGUUAUUUUUAGGCUUUUUGGGGGGUAUAAUUUGAAUAAGAACAGUACCUAACAAACGCGAUAGUGCUUUUGGUUACAGAUUAAUUUUUUUUUAACAAGUGUGUUGAUUAAUUAAGCCCAGGUGAUGUUUAUCUAAUGAGAAACAAAUUCGUAUUUUGCUUACAUGAAUAUUUCUGUGGGGUCAACUUUCAAGUAUGUUCUGUGUGCCAUGUAUCUUGGAAGUUGGCUCUCCAUGAGCAUUUUGAGAUCUGGAAGAAAAAUUUAGUUUAUGUAACUCUUAGUUGAAACUAUAUGUUGUGUGUGUGUGUGUGUGUGUUUUUUUUUUAAGCAGAAUACAUUACCUGAGAUCUAAUAAAAAAGGCUAGAAUUUUACUUAUUUCAUCUACAA